CUCCGGACAUAAAGGGGAGCAGGUCACAGAGAAGCGGUGCAGAAGCGGGUUGGUCUGUGUUCCCCGCUCCUCGCCACACACACCGGGAGGAUGAGGUCCGCCGUGGGCGCCCUGCUGGCCUGUGCUGCCUUGGGACUAUGUCUGGCUGUCCCUGACAAAACUGUAAGAUGGUGCGCAAUAUCAGAGCACGAAAACACCAAGUGCAUCAGUUUCCGUGACCACAUGAAAAGCGUCCUUCCGGCCGACGGUCCCCAGCUUGCUUGUGUGAAGAAAACCUCCUACACUGACUGCAUCAAGGCCAUUGCCGGAAGUGAAGCAGACGCCAUAACCUUGGACGCUGGUUGGGUGUAUGAGGCAGGCCUGACUCCCAACAACCUGAAGCCUGUGGUAGCGGAGGUCUAUGGGACACCUGAAAAGCCACAAACCUCCUACUUGGCUGUGGCCGUGGUGAAGAAGGGUUCUGGCUUCCAGCUGGACGAGCUCCAAGGCAAGAAGUCCUGCCAUACUGGCUUGGGCAGGUCUGCAGGAUGGAACAUCCCCGUCGGCUUACUUUUCUGUAAAUUUCCGGAGCCUCGCAGUCCCAUUGAGAAGGCCGUGGCCAGUUUCUUCUCGGGCAGCUGUGUCCCCUGUGCAGAUGCGUCAUCCUUCCCCAAACUGUGUCAACUGUGCCCAGGCUGUGGCUGCUCCUCUCUCCAACAGUACUAUGGCUAUGCAGGCGCCUUCAAGUGUCUGAAAGAUGGAGGUGGGGACGUGGCCUUUGUCAAGCACACGACCAUAUUUGAGGUUCUGCCAGAGAAGUCCGACAGGGACCAAUAUGAGCUGCUCUGUCCUGACAACACCCGCAAGCCAGUGGAUCAAUUUGAGGAGUGCUACCUGGCCCGCGUCCCUUCCCACGCUGUUGUGGCUCGAGCUGUGGACGGCAAGGAGGACUUGAUCUGGGAGAUCCUCAAAGUGGCCCAGGAACAUUUUGGCAAAGGCCAAUCCAAAGACUUCCAACUGUUCGACUCUCCUCUUGAGAAAGACCUGCUGUUUAAGAACUCUGCCAUUGGGCUGUUAAAGAUCCCCUCGAGAAUGGACUACAGGCUAUACCUCGGCCAUAACUAUGUCACUGCCAUUCGGAAUGUACGGGAAGGACAGUGUCCAGAAAGCCCCAGCAGCAAUGUGCCAGUGAAGUGGUGUGCCCUGGGUCACCACGAGAGACAGAAGUGUGAUGAGUGGAGCGUGAACAGCGGAGGGCAGAUCGACUGUGAAUCAGCAGAGACCACCGAGGACUGCAUCGACAAGAUUGUGAAUGGAGAAGCUGAUGCCAUGAGCUUGGAUGGAGGAUACGCCUACAUAGCAGGCCAGUGCGGUCUAGUGCCCGUCAUGGCGGAGAACUACGAUAGCUCCGAUUGUGGAAGACUAGGACAAGGGUAUUAUGCUGUGGCAGUGGUGAAGGCAUCGAACCGUGACAUCACCUGGGAGAAUCUGAAAGGCAAGAAGUCCUGCCAUACCGCAGUAGACAGAACUGCUGGCUGGAACAUCCCCAUGGGCCUGCUCUACAGUAGGACCAAGAGCUGCAAGUUUGAUGAAUAUUUCAGUCAAGGCUGUGCUCCUGGAUAUGAGAAGAAUUCCACUCUUUGUGACCUGUGCAUGGGCCCAAACAAAUGUGCUCCAAACAACAGGGAGGGAUAUUUUGGCUACACAGGGGCUUUCAGAUGUCUUGUUGAGAAGGGAGAUGUAGCCUUUGUGAAACACCAGACUGUCUUUCAAAACACUGAAGGAAGAAACCCUGAUGCAUGGGCUAAGGAUCUGCAGCUGAAGGAUUUCGAGCUCCUGUGUCCUGAUGGCAGCAGGAAGCCAGUCACUCAGUAUGCCAGCUGCUACCUGGCCCAAGCUCCAAACCACGUUGUGGUCUCACGGAGAGAGAAGGCAGCCCGUGUUAGCAUGGUGCUGCUUAACCAGCAGACUGCCUUUGGAAGCAAUGCUGACUGCUCUACGACCUUCUGCUUGUUCUCAUCUGACACGAAGGACCUUCUGUUUAGAGAUGACACCAAAUGCUUGUUUAAACUUCCAGACGGCAUCACAUGGGAAAAAUACUUAGGAGAAGGCUAUGUCCAAGCUGUUGGUAACAUGAGGAAAUGCUCAACCUCACGGAACUACGGCCCCAUGAACUACCAUUCCCGUGAUGCUCUGCGUCCUGGGGCGCGGAGUCUAGAGCCACGUCGCUUAGGCAGCCCGGGAAGACCACGCACCUCCCUCAUGGCGUCCGUAGACACCCGGCGUGUUGGGGACAGCGCCGGGGGCUCCUUCCAGCCUUACCUCGAUUCCUUGCGGCAGGAGCUGCAGCAGAGGGAUCCGACGCUGCUGUCCGUGGCGGUGGCUCUGCUCGCCGUCCUGCUGACGCUGGUUUUCUGGAAGUUCAUCUGGAGCAGAAAGAGCAGUCAGAGAGCUGUUCUCUUCGUUGGGCUUUGUGACUCCGGGAAAACGUUGCUGUUUGUCAGGUUGCUAACUGGCCACUACAGAGACACACAGACUUCAAUUACCGACAGUUCUGCUGCGUACAAAGUCAACAAUAACAGGGGGAAUAGCCUGACUUUGAUUGACCUCCCUGGGCACGAGAGCUUGAGGCUUCAGUUCUUAGAUCGCUUUAAGUCUUCAGCCAGGGCUGUGGUGUUCGUGGUGGACAGUGCAGCAUUCCAGCGGGAGGUGAAAGACGUGGCCGAGUUUCUGUAUCAGGUCCUCCUCGACAGCAUGGGACUGAAGAAUGCACCAUUCUUCCUAAUAGCCUGCAAUAAGCAAGAUAUCGCAAUGGCAAAAUCCGCGAAGUUAAUUCAGCAGCAGCUUGAAAAGGAACUCAACACCUUACGAGUCACCCGCUCUGCUGCUCCCAGCACACUGGACAGUUCCAGUACUGCACCUGUUCAGCUGGGAAAGAAAGGCAAAGAAUUUGAAUUCUCCCAGUUGCCCCUCAAGGUGGAGUUCCUGGAGUGUAGCGCCAAGGGUGGACGAGGGGAUGCCGACACUGCCGACAUCCAGGACUUGGAGAAGUGGCUGGCCAAGAUCGCCUGAGGGGCAGCCCUGGCUGCAAACCUUUUGCAUCUGUGACUGAUGAGCAGUUUGGGAAAGGGCUGUGGUGGUGUGGAGCCGAUAGAGGGAACAUGGCAUGUGUCAGCAUCUCCGUGUUCUAGAAACAGUUACUGCAGCUUGAAAGCAUUGUCCCUCCCUUCUAGCUCCUUUCUCAACCAGUCCUUUUUAUUUAAUUCUCCUGUUCUCCCUCUUGGUAGGUGUAGCAUUACUUUAGUGUGUGACAUAGCAGAGAGGGCAUUACCAUGAGAAAAGGUGCAUCUGGGAAGUUCUUGUCCUCUGUCUCUCUGCUUCCCUCCCUUUUCCUGGAGCCAGUUAAUUUCCAGUUGCCCCUCGUAUUUUGGCAUAACUAAUUUGGCAUUGUUAGUUCUUAGUGAAGUCUCAGAUAUAAAGGUAGUUACAACGAAGACAGGUUCAGAACCACAGGGCACCGCUGACAGUGACCUGUCUCCAUUCCAGCUUAGGUUCAGAAGCCUGCCGGGAACCUCUAGUCACUCUCACGUGACGGAUGUAAGAGCCAGCUCCCCAGACACUCAUGGUUUAGUGUGCUCCAGAGCUUCCCCUGGGGAGACAGUGCACUGCUGCCUCUGGGGGCUUGUGAGGCCCCAGGCCGUCUGCCUGUGCUACUCGGUCAGCUCCCAUUGUGUCUCCUCAGCUCAGAUGCUGUGGAACAGCACAAAUUGGAAAAGUCCACUGUAUAUAUAUUUUUAAGUGAAUUCAUUCAUGCUUUAAAAAAAAAGUUGCCUUUUCAAAGUAA
Molecule: messenger RNA, 3823 nt
Organism: Myodes glareolus (Bank vole)
Lineage: Eukaryota; Metazoa; Chordata; Mammalia; Rodentia; Cricetidae
Source: RefSeq, a predicted model, not a curated record